Struthio camelus australis is the source of this 3028-nucleotide messenger RNA. RefSeq names its product autophagy related 7 (gene ATG7). The record is from RefSeq and is a predicted model, not a curated record. Gene Ontology annotation, biological process: C-terminal protein lipidation; piecemeal microautophagy of the nucleus; cellular response to nitrogen starvation. Gene Ontology annotation, molecular function: Atg8 activating enzyme activity; Atg12 activating enzyme activity. Gene Ontology annotation, cellular component: cytoplasm; phagophore assembly site. NCBI's taxonomy places the organism in Eukaryota, Metazoa, Chordata, Aves, Struthioniformes, Struthionidae.
AAUAUCUUUCUCCAUUUAGAUCGAUUUUAUAUGCCUGCGUAUUUAACAUAAUCAUUGAAUAAAAUCAUGGCAGCUGCCAGUAAUGAGGAACUCCAUCCUCUGGAUCCUGGAAUCUCUAAGCUGCAGUUUGCACCCUUCAGUAGUGCCUUGGAUGCAGGAUUCUGGCAUGAACUAACCCAGAAGAAACUCAAUGAGUACCGAUUGGAUGAAACUCCAAAAGUUAUCAAGGGAUACUACUAUAACGGUGAUCCUUUGGGUCUGCCAGCUCGCUUGACACUGGAGUUCAGUGCCUUUGAUAUGAAUGCUUCAAUACCAGCACGUUGCUGUCCUGCUUUCGGAACGUUAUAUAACACUAACACUUUUGAGACUUUCAAGUCCUGUGAUAAGAAGUCACUUCUGGAAAAAGAGGCAAAUGAGAUAUGGGAAUCAAUAAAAUCUGGGGCUGCUCUUGAAAACCCUAUGCUCUUGAACAGGUUCCUGCUGCUGACAUUCGCAGAUUUAAAAAAGUACCAUUUCUAUUACUGGUUUUGCUACCCUGCUCUCUGCUUCCCAGAUGGAAUACGUAUCAUUCAGAAACCAGUCUGUCUGGGUGACAGAUUCGCUUUAAAUCAGAUUCAAGCACUUCAGAAAGCGUAUGAUGAACUUUGCCGGGCAGAAGGGGUUACAGCAUUGCCUUAUUUUUUAAUCAAGUAUCAUGACAAUUCUGUGGUGGUAUCUCUGCUCAAAAAGUGGGAUGGUUUCUUCCAAGACGAAGGGGAAAAGGUGACAGUUGGAGUUUAUGAUCCAUGUAAUUUAAUCCACUAUCCAGGAUGGCCUUUGAGAAAUUUCCUGAUCCUGGCAGCUCACAAAUGGGGCAGCCGUCUCCAGUCAGUUGAAGUGCUGUGCUUCAGAGACAGGACCAUGCAAGGAGUGAGAGACAUAACACACAGUAUUAUCUUUGAAAUAAAGCUUCCACAGAGAGCCCUUGGCCCAGAUUGUCCAAAGGCUGUUGGAUGGGAGAAGAAUCAAAAGGGAGGCAUGGGACCAAGGAUGGUGAAUCUCAGUGAAUGUAUGGAUCCAAAAAGGUUAGCAGAGUCAUCAGUGGAUCUUAAUUUGAAAUUGAUGUGCUGGCGGUUGGUCCCUACUCUGGAUCUGGAGAAAAUUGUGUCUGCCAAGUGUCUGCUGCUAGGAGCUGGUACUCUGGGUUGUAGCGUUGCAAGGACCUUGAUGGGUUGGGGAGUCAGGAAGAUUACAUUUGUGGACAAUGCAAAGAUCUCCUACUCCAACCCUGUACGACAGCCACUGUAUGAGUUUGAAGACUGUCUCAGUGGUGGGAAGCCUAAGGCGCUUGCAGCAGCAGACAGGCUGCAGAAAAUCUUCCCAGGAGUGAAUUCAGAAGGAUAUAACAUGAGCAUCCCUAUGCCAGGCCACCCAGUGAAUUUUUCUGAAGUAACAAUGGCACAGGCUCAGAAGGAUGUGGCUAAACUUGAACAGCUUAUUGAUGCGCAUGAUGUUAUUUUCCUACUAAUGGACACUAGAGAGAGUCGAUGGCUUCCUGCUGUCAUUGCAGCCAGCAAGAGGAAGUUGGUCAUCAAUGCUGCAUUGGGUUUCGACACAUUUGUUGUUAUGAGACAUGGACUAAAGAAACCAAAACAGCAAGGAUCUGGUGAUUCAUAUUUCAACAAUGCCUCUGGUUCUUCUGAUCUUCUGGGAUCAUCACUUUUUUCUAAUAUCCCUGGCUAUAAACUGGGUUGCUACUUCUGCAAUGAUGUUGUGGCACCAGGGGAUUCUACCAGGGAUCGGACAUUGGAUCAGCAGUGUACAGUCAGUCGUCCUGGAUUAGCCAUGAUAGCUGGAGCUCUUGCCGUGGAAUUAAUGGUUUCUGUUUUGCAGCAUCCAGAAGGUGGUUAUGCUGUGGCCAGCAGUAGUGAUGAUAGAAUGAAUGAACCACCUACUUCUCUUGGACUUGUUCCUCAUCAGAUACGUGGUUUUUUAUCAAGAUUUGAUAAUGUUCUUCCAGUCAGCCUGGCAUUUGAUAAGUGCACAGCCUGCUCUCCCAAAGUCCUUGACCAGUAUGAACGAGAAGGGUUUAAUUUCCUAGCUAAAGUUUUUAAUUCCUCACAUUCCUUCUUGGAAGAUUUGACGGGUCUAACUUUAUUACACCAGGAGACUCAGGCUGCUGAGAUCUGGGACAUGAGUGAUGAUGAAACAGUCUGAAAGCCAGCUGAAUAAGGUGGAGGAUGACCUACUUUGGACUGCAGUGCUGCCUUUAUCUGUUAUUUGACAAGUUGAUGAUUGCUUACCUAUUCUCACAGUUACAAGUACAAACAAAUAUAACCUAUAUUCUGACAUGAAUAUCUAAACAGUAAAAGCGGUCUGCUAUGGGUGUAAUUCUCCACGUUUUCAUUUUCGUUAUGUAAAUACUUAAAGCAAUGUGGUUAUGCUUAAAUAUCCUCUUCCUUUUUUUUCCUUUUAGUUUCUAAAUAUGGCUUACAUAUAAAAUAUGCUGCUUAAGUAGACUUCAGUGUUGUAUUUGUCCUAGAUUUUAUUUUGCUUGUUGAUAGACAUGUCUAAACAGCAUGUCUGACUCUUUUUAUCCCUACAAGAUUUGGGCCGCUUUAGGUAGAAUUUAUUACUAAAGCUGAGAAUAUUUUGCUAUGGGGAGUUAAGCUGCAUCUUUAUUUAAAGGAGACAGGGAAAUUACAGAACCUGCACUACAGCCUACACCACAUUGCUUGCUCUUUCAAAGUACAUAUUUGUAGUACAAUUGGUUUCCUUUUCUUUGUUACAGUGCGACGAUUCUUGCCUCUAUCAAUUGAGUUGUAAUCCUAUGUAAAGAUCUCCUGAUUUCAUGCUAUAGGUAGCAUGUGGUUUGGCUUAUAUUUACACAGGAAAGACCAAAGCGUGUUGGUAUCAGGCUUAGGCUGUCCUGAAGCUUAGAGGAAGAUCUGUUACACAGUCAAAAUCACUUUGGGGCUGGAUCAGUGAUUCCGGCAGAGCUUAUAGAGAAGUGCAUUAAUGAAUUAAAGUAUUGUUUCUCUAACUUUGC